CUGUAAGACAGGAGGAGGAAUCAUCUCAUUCUCCGCUUUUGGGCAAGCCACGGCUGCUUCCCCCGCACUCAGAUGUAACAGGAUAAGAUGCUGAAGUUCUUCUCUGCCCGGGAUGAUGAGAAUGAAAGCCUUCUCGGAGAAGUAACAGAGGACGAAGGAGACAACCCAUCUCUCCAGGACUCCAAGCAGCAGUGGCUGAACAGACCUUGUCUACUGGUCCUCAAAGAUGGUGACAUGACCAAGCCUGGACUGAGCUCCAGUCAACUCCGACCACAUUCUCCCUCCAAAGCCUCCUCGGAUGCGACAAUCAGAAGGCAAUGUGGACAAAAACCACUGGAGCGUCCAACCAAAGCAGCAUCACAGUCCCAGCUGGAGGAAGGCAGCUGCACUGUGACCACCAUCUCCACAUGGGGCGAUGAUAACCCUUCUAGCACCCUGGUUUUGAGCCCCGCCGAGGCCGUCUGGCCGGAAGAGGAGGAUCAGGUGGAAGGCGUUCAGUCUCAGGUUCUCCCGUCCAAAGAGGAGUCUGUGAUUGAGGAGAAGGAAAGGGAGGAGAGUGGGUUGGAGCAGGCAGAGCACGUUUCAAGCUUAGAUGAAGCUGCAGCAUCUUUCACUUCUUCACACGAGAAUCCGUGCAAUAGGACUCGCGAGUUCAGGAAGGUCAAAUCUAAAGGAGGAGCCGAGACAAGUGGAGGCAAGUCCCAGGGAGCCGGUGAGGACGAAGCAAAGGGGAAGAAUGCUGAUCCUCCAACGGAUCCUGAUAAUGACUCGCAGAUGAGCCCCUUUGGAGUUCUGCCUGAGGAUGAGGGUGACGUCCUGGGGGAGGUGGCUCCGGUGUGGGUCCCUGAUGCUGAAGCUCAGGUCUGCAUGAAGUGUGGGACAAAGUUUACAUUCACCAAGAGGAGGCACCACUGCCGUGCCUGUGGCAAGGUGUUUUGCGCGCUCUGCUCCAAUAUGAAGUUUAGACUAACACAUCUGGAUGGCAAGGAGGGAAGGGUUUGUGUAUCCUGCCAUUCAGCCCUCGUCAAGAGGACUCCUCCGAGAGGGAAAAGGAGGGUGUGGUUUGCAGAUGAAAUCCUCACUGGUCAGCAGUCUGAGUCUGCUCCAGCCACACCAGUGAGAGGACUUACUUUCUCACCCCUGAUGAGGCGGGAGUUGGGCGAGCCUGCUAGAAGUCCUGCUGGUUCACCACAGAUCAGGAGAACCUUGAAACCACACAGGACAACAAUUAAUGAGGCAUGUGGUCCUCAUGGCUGGGGCCCCACAGCCUUAGUGAGCAGCUCUGCCAACCUCAUCCCCUUAGACGGCCUCCCACCCAUCCUCACCUCUACUGGAGUCAAAGGAGAUUACACCGUGGAGGAGAAGCCCUCUGAGAUGCUACUCAUUCAGGAGCUGGAAAGCGGCCGGCCGAAGCCACUGGUGUUUGUCCUCAAUGCAAACCUACUUGCUAUGGUGAAACUUGUCAACUAUGUCAACAGGAAGUGCUGGUGUGUGACGACGAAGGGGAUGCAUGCUGUGGGCCAGGUGGAGGUGGUAGUGCUCCUUCAGUGCCUGCCUGAGGAGAAAAGUUUCCCCAAAGACAUUUUCAGUCACUUCCUCCAACUUUACAGAGACACUGUGGCUGGGAAGGUUGUAAGGCACCUGUCGCUCUUCCUGUUCAGCAGCCGAUUCUUAGGCAGCGAGGAUCAUGCAGGCUUCAUGUACGUUUGCUCCACCCUUCAGUCACUUCAAGGUCUACCUCUCCCCAAUCAGCCCUACCUCUUUGGCCUGCUGGUUCACAGAGCAGAGGUGCCGUGGGCUAAAGCCUUUCCCCUGCGCCUCAUGCUGAGACUUGGGGCAGAGUAUAGAUUUUAUCCCUGUCCUCUGUACAGCGUGCGGUUCAGGAAGCCCCUCUUUGGGGAAAUAGGUCACACCAUAAUGAGACUGUUAGUCGACUUUAGGAAUUACCGCUACAGCCUACCAUUGGUACCGGGGCUCACUGUGGAUCUAGAGGCUCAGAAGACUCUCAUAAACAUACCGACUACCGGGUAUAAUGAGUUAAUGAAGGCCAUAAACAAGUCCAAUGAACAUGUGCUGGCAAUAGGGGCAUCCUUCAAUGAGACAGCAGAUUCCCACCUCAUCUGUGUGCAAACCGACGACGGCCAGUACCAAACCCAAGCUAUCAGCAUCCACAACCAGCCUCGCAAAGUUACUGGAUCGUGCUUUUUUAUAUUCAGCAGCGCCCUGAAAGCCUCGGCAGGUUGCCUGGCCAAGUCCAGCAUCGUAGAGGAUGGGCUUAUGGUGCAGGUCACCGUGGAGACCAUGGUGGAGAUCCGCCGGUCGCUCCGGGAGAUGAAAGACUACACCGUCACAUGUGGGCGGCUCGACCAACCAGAGAGCCGGGAGCUUGUCUGUUUACAGUGGGUGGAGGAGAAGUGCUCUGUGAAUAGGGGGGUCAUAAGCCCCAUCGAUGGGAAAUCCAUGGAGUCCAUCAGCAGUACAAAGAUGUUCCAGAAGUCAGAACACAAAGAAAAUGGGAAGAUCAUCCGCUGGACAGAAGUGUUCUUCCUGGUGAGAGGACACAAUCCCAAGAGAGGAGUGACCGACUCCGCCGAACAGAGCCGACUUACAGAGCGCAUCGCCCGGGCGUUUUGCCUGGCCCUGUGUCCACACCUGAAGCUGCUGAAGGAGGACGGCAUGGCUAAACUGGGGCUGCGGGUCACUUUUGACUCUCAUGAGGUGGGAUUUGUGGCUGGGAGCAAUGGGCAGCCUCUCUCAGCCCAGUACCUCAAUGCCCUGGAUAGCGUGUUGAUCCCAGUCAUCCACAGCAGGGGCCACAAGAGAGGCGAACAGCCUUUAGUGAUGGAGCUCAUCUUUUACAUCCUGGAGGACAUCACCUAAAGCACGCCUGCACUCCUAAUAAUCAAUCUUCUAACUCAGACCACGGCUCCAUCUCGCUCUCCAUCAUGAACUUUAAUUUCCACCAAAGGACCCAACCUGGAUCACAUCCAGAGCCAGCAGCCAUUUCAGCUAUUCAUCACAAGAGUGAAGAGGUCUGACUCUUAGCUUCAUCUAGCUUACAAAAAACCUGCAUGAUGGACCAUAGGAACAAAGUGCAGUUGCUGCACUGUAGUUGGACCUCAUUUGCUUAUGAUUUUGACUUUAUGUCUAUGCUAAGCCUCCUUCUGGAGAAGGCCUUCAAAGUGGGAGCUGAAUUUAACCCCCAUGACCUUAAAAUAAUGACUGUAAGAAAUUUAGUGUAGAAGAUAUGUAGGCAUUUUACACACACGGAAUGAAUGCUUAAAGAAUGUUUUCUUACUGCUUGAGUUUUAAUGAACUAUUCACAAAGAGUAACGUCUGCUUGAAAAUAAACCUGGAACGU
Gambusia affinis (western mosquitofish) is the source of this 3361-nucleotide messenger RNA. RefSeq names its product zinc finger, FYVE domain containing 9b (gene zfyve9b). Gene Ontology annotation, biological process: endosomal transport; liver development. The transcript has 16 exons. The coding region runs from base 88 to 2880 and encodes 930 amino acids. The record is from RefSeq and is a predicted model, not a curated record. NCBI's taxonomy places the organism in Eukaryota, Metazoa, Chordata, Actinopteri, Cyprinodontiformes, Poeciliidae. Gene Ontology annotation, cellular component: endosome; early endosome membrane. Gene Ontology annotation, molecular function: metal ion binding.